Messenger RNA from Exophiala bonariae, 4206 nucleotides. RefSeq lists its product as uncharacterized. Gene Ontology annotation, cellular component: nucleus; cytoplasm; RISC complex. NCBI's taxonomy places the organism in Eukaryota, Fungi, Ascomycota, Eurotiomycetes, Chaetothyriales, Herpotrichiellaceae. The transcript has 5 exons. Bases 1 to 4206 code for a protein of 1401 amino acids. The record is from RefSeq and is a predicted model, not a curated record. Gene Ontology annotation, molecular function: ribonuclease III activity; RNA binding; ATP binding. Gene Ontology annotation, biological process: siRNA processing.
AUGUCCUCCAGUUCUGAUGAGCUUGAUGCGUGGUCUGAUGACGCCGUCGAAGAUGACCCGGGAAGCGCCACCCCCAUUUAUUCCCGUGCCUACCAGCUUGAGAUGUUUGAGCACAGCAUGCGAAACAACAUCAUAGCAGUGAUGGCUACAGGCAGCGGAAAGACUCAAGUAGCAAAACUACGGAUACACGCAGAGCUCGAACGCACUUUUGGAAAACAAAUUUGGUUUACUGCACCCAGUGUUGCUCUGGUAGACCAACAACAUUUUGUUCUUUCACACCAAUUACCCGAAGCCCAAUUCAAGAUGAUCGUGGGUGCCAAUAGCCCAGAACACUGGAAAAGCCGACAGAUCUGGGACCAAGCACUUCUGAACGUUGAUGUCGUUGUCUGCACCCCUCAAAUACUCGUGGACGCACUCGACUCUGGCUUUGUCUCCCUCACAGACAUCUCCCUUAUUGUAGUUGAUGAAGCACACCACUGUUUCAAAAACAACCCCUUGAAUACCAUGAUGAGGAAUCACUACCAUACAUUCUCAGGGCCCAAGUGCCUGCUACCUGCGAUCCUUGGGCUUACCGCAAGCCCUGUCACGCGGAAAAGUGUCGAGGAAUUGCGCAAGCUUGAGGAGAAUCUUGCAGCAAAGUGUAUGACUCCAACAAAGCAGAUGGAUGAGUAUACAACAUUUGUCAAUGCCCCGAAGUUCCAAGUUGAAGCCUACGUGCAGAAACCAUGCGAUUUUCCGCCAAUCCUUGCUGCUCUUGAGUCUGUCGUCGACUCUCUUAAGAUUGACGACGACCCUUAUUUCGACAUGUUACGCUCACGAGAAGGGCUUGGCAGUCUGAAUAAACUGGAGAAGAUAAUCAAAAAAGGCAAGACUCCAGCAAUCGAAGAGGUGCAAUCAUUCCAUAGGUCCGCAGUUGAGGUCCAUAAGACUCUUGGGCCAUGGGCAGCCAGAGAGUACAUUACAGACUGCGUGAGAAAGGUCCAAACAGCAUCAUAUGAGGCUCUUCAGUCAAGCAAAAUCUCAGAAGAAAACACUUCGCAGUUCAUAUGCCGAGUUCUUGCGCCAUUGUAUGAAACAAUAUAUCAGGCUUACCCAGGUAUUGAUGAUGAUAACGACGUCUCAGAGAAAGCAAGAGCCUUGGUCAAGCUUCUGGCUGCUGAGUAUCACCCAAUGGCACGAGCUAUGAUAUUCACCAGAACAAGACCUUCAGCAUGGGCUCUCACGAAAAUUCUCCAAGCCCAUCCUCUUACUCGACAAUAUCGCGCCUUUUCAUUCGUGGGAUGCUCAAAUUCUUCGUAUCGCAGUCUUUUCAAUCUUGCAGAGCCUUUGGCCCAAAACCAGGGACUCGAAGAAUUUCGAUGCGGCGAACUCAAUCUUUGCAUCGCAACUUCGGUCAUGGAGGAGGGUAUUGAUGUCCCUGCAUUGAAUUUGGUCAUUUGCUUCGAUGAACCUUCCAACCAUCGAAGCUUUGUCCAGAGCAGAGGCAGAGCACGGCAGCAAGAAUCCAAGUUCAUAAUGUUCAGAGAUCUUGAAGAUGAGGCCGUUUCGAAACUUAGCAGAUGGAGAGUGCUAGAAGAGGAGAUGAAAGUCGCUUUUGCGGAGGAGGAGAAGGAGGACGAACAGCGCCGAGUUGAAGAAAGUCGGGAUGAAACUGGUGGGGAAGCGUUUCGUAUCCCAGUUACUGGUUCCACCCUGACUUAUGAAAACUCCCAACAACGUCUGCAACGAUUUUGUGGCAAGAUUUCUCGACACACCGAUCCUGCGAUGGCCAAUCCAGUGUAUAUCUUCAGCCGAGGCGUGAGUGAUGGUGUACGUGCUACGGUCCACCUCCCAAGCACUCUAGAUCCAGCCUUACGAGUCUUUCAGUCUAAUUCAGCAUGGAGAACCGAGCGAAUGGCAAGAAGAGAUGCAGCGUUUCAGGCGUACAAGUCUCUGUACAAUGCAGGUCUGGUUACAGACUACCUCAUUCCUCCAGACAUCCCACGAGAGGAUGCCCUCCAAGAAGAGGAUCCAAGUAUCGAGACACGAGAUGGAGUCUAUGCGGUUUCAGCACAGUAUGACCCGUGGACAUCAGUGAUGGAAAUGGUAAAUACAGAAGAGCCCCUGUAUUUUCAUGAGCUUCAGACAGCCUCGCCUGGCAACGAGUACCCCAUAAUGGCAUUACUUCUUCCAAGGAAGCUUGAGCGGUGCUCCUUCUCGCUAUUCGAAUCAGCGUCGCAACAUAUCAGUGUGGCCGUCAGCUCUGGCAGACCGUUUCCGCACAAAUUUCGUCAAAUAGCAAGACAGAUCAGCUUUUAUCUCCUAAGCACCAUUCUCGGCAGACGAAUGCGAGCAGUAGGUAUGAACGAUGUGCCACUGGUCAUAAUUCCAAAUAUCGCUCCGGAGAGGCUCCAAGAUUGGUACGACCAAUUUACCAGGAGCGCUCCAUUUGUGGAGUAUGUGUCAAACAGUGGCGGUCAUCCAGAAGAUCUCUUACUUAAGGUUGUUGGCACGAAUAUUCCCUACGUCCUCCAACAGCAUGCAAAUAUUGGAGCUACGGACGCAGAUGGUAUGGAUGUACAAGCCAUACGACUCUCUAGGCGACUCGACUACUUGUCCCCACAAAACUCCAAUGAACACCAGAAAGUUGCGGUCCCUGAGUCGUUCGUGCCGACUGAUUGUCAGGCCCUAAGCCUUUCUGCAGAGCAUGGCCGCUUCAUGUUGCUCAUACCUUCUAUGAGUCACAUGUUCGAAGUAUUUCUCCGUUCGACGGAAGCAUCUACUGGUCCGUUGUCAAUACUGCAACUCCAAAGUUUAGAUCUCCUCGCCGAAGCGCUGACCACACCCAACACGAACAAAAACAACUACCAACGCCUGGAAUUUCUGGGAGACUCGCUCUUGAAGUAUUACGCUUCUACACAAGUGUUUGUGGAUCAUCCCGACCGUCCUGAAGGCAUUUUGACGGUAUACUGUGGUCGUAUUGUCGCGAAUUCUCGCCUACAACGAGCUACUAGAGAAUUAGGCUUGGAUAGGUUCCUCACUCGAGUGAGAUUCAAUGGUGCGAACUGGACAGCAGGAGUACCUAAACAAGACGACUCGAAAGCUAAGGAGAAAACGCUAUCUUCCAAAGUGCUUGCCGACGUGAUAGAGGCGCUUAUUGGAGCAGCGUACCUCGAUGACACAGUGCAAGAACGCCGUGAAGUAAACGUAAUUUCUGCACUAAAACUGUUCAUUGACGAGAUAGACUGGAAGACACCUGCAGAAAACUUUGCAAGAUUGCCAGUGGCCAAGUCAAGCGGCGCUGUCGACAGAGAGAGAUUGCAGCCCGUUGAGAGAUUGACCGGCUAUAAUUUCAAGCAACCUCAGUUGCUCGCGGUGGCUCUCACUCACUCGAGCUACAAUCCUUCGAUUUCUUCAUACGAUCGACUUGAAUUCCUCGGAGACGCAGUGCUUGAUCAUAUUGUCAAGAUCAAACUAUACCACAACAAAGAAUUGCUGGAACCGGAUGAGAUGACCUUACGACGUCAUGCGCUCGUCAGCCACGCUACAUUGGCGUUCUUCGCGCUACAGGCUUUUCACGUGUCGACAACAACUGACAUCGAUGUGGAUCUUGCUACCAGAAAGCAUACAAAGAUGGAAGUCCACCGUAAAGUCUACCUGGCGGACUAUAUUCGGCAGGUUGACAGUCGGGAUCUCAGCAAAGCUCGAACGAAAAUGCUCUCCACGUGGGACGAGAUCCACCACAGCAUUACAGAAGCAUUCGAGCAUGGUCAGAGAUUUCCGUGGGAGGAGUUGCUAAGACUAGACGCCCCAAAGUCAUACUCGGACAUCAUUGAGUCAAUUCUCGGUGCCGUAUUCAUUGAUUCUGGGGCAGAUCUUGAGGCUUGCGAGCAGGUGCUAGAGACGAUCGGAUACAUGAAACUGGUCAACCGAAUCACGAGUGCACGGACAGGAGACAUCCACACAGUACAUCCUGAACAAGAGUUGUUCAUUUUGGCACCAAAGUACAAGACACAGGCUAAAAAGACGGCACGUUCCGGCUGGAAGUGCAGAGUGUUGAUUGAUGGCGAGCACAUUGCCCAUGCCGUUCGUGCGAGUUGCAAGGCCGAAGCCCAGUGCAAAGCUGCAAGACGCGCAGUGAAAGUCUUGAUGUCGAACAAGAAGAGGAAGAUAGAGGUUUUGGAUACUCCAAAGCGGGUUGUCGAUGGUUUGGAUCCUCAGGAAUGA